Messenger RNA from Lindgomyces ingoldianus, 713 nucleotides. RefSeq lists its product as uncharacterized. Gene Ontology annotation, cellular component: membrane. The transcript has 3 exons. Bases 1 to 663 code for a protein of 220 amino acids. Gene Ontology annotation, biological process: mitochondrial respiratory chain complex I assembly. Lineage: Eukaryota; Fungi; Ascomycota; Dothideomycetes; Pleosporales; Lindgomycetaceae. The record is from RefSeq and is a predicted model, not a curated record.
AUGACGAGGAAUCCCGGUACUAUCCGGCGAUUAUGGUACAAUUGGAAGAUGAAGCAGUUGCCGUGGAGGAAGAAAUGGCUGGUGGGAUUUGACCUCCAAGGAAACACAUUUUGGGAGUUCAAAGACGCCCUCCACUCGAACCGCAACCGCAGAAUUGUCAAGUACAGUCGGUGGACACACUACAGCGACGUUAAUGUUGGACCGCUAUGGAUGCAGUGGCUGCGGCAUACGCGGUUUGAACCGCCUUCGCUCGCUGAACAGCAAGCCAACGUAGUUAGACAAGAGCGGAUAAAACUGCUCGCAGCGCAAGCCGAUGCUCGAUGGGCGGCGAAGCCCUCGGCGUUGGAUGCACCGGAUAAACAACAGCCAAUGCACAUGCUCGAGUCGAGAGAUACGAACACUGGAAUAAAGCAAGCGAACGUGGAUGAGGAAGUCUGGAGGAAGGCCGAACCAACCCAGACAAUGCAAGAUGAAAAUCGAGACGAGGAAGAAGAGGUGGCAAAAGACGGUCGUGGACACGUGGAAGAUGUCCCAACAUUAAGGACGCGAAAAGUAAUGCAAGAACCAAGAGACUCCCCCUGGAAGAAGCCUGCAAUAACAAAUCCUGGCGAUAACUGGCAGCCUGAGUCAUGGACACCGGCUCCGGCGAGGCGGCGAUCUUGAGAUAGCAAGGUGUAUUGACAAAUGUAUGAGUAUUUCAUGUAACAAUUGAC